AUGGCGGGCGCCUUUGCCCAUAUGCCCCACAUGACCAUCUCCCUACUUAUCCCCCUCCUCAGGAGCCCAGCACUGGAGUGGCCGUGUGCCCAAGGUUGUCAUGAUGGAUUGAGAUUCCCAAUGGGUCAAACACAGCGCCUGUGGCUACUAGCAAGUUUAUGUCAGGUGGUCUUGCUAACCUGUGAAAAACAUUCAAACACUGUUGAGGUUGAAGUUCUUUUUCAGCCCUUUAGUCAAGAUUCAGACAGCCACAGGGUCACCUGCAGACCUGCAAGUAACCAUCUGGUAUAUGUGAAGAGCUUCAAUGACUCAGCAUGCUCCCAUCACUGCAGGAUAUUAUUGAGAAUGGUUGAGGAUCAGAAGGGGUAUAACAUCACGCUGAGAGCCAGCAGGAGUGAUGCGGUGCUCGAGACAAAGACCUUUCACUUCCUUCCAGUGUCCACAUCCUCCUUUAAUGUAUACAGCACAACCACCACCGCCCUUCUGACAUGGAAACUUCACAGGCUGCAGACCCUGUCCUCCAUAAGCCUGUACAACACACACACAGAAACUGUCGUGCACAUCUUCAACAUAAACUCUUCAGAAGUAAAAUCCCAGUAUACAAUGAAAGGUUUGCAGCCGGGCACACGCUUCAAGGCCAAAGUCACAGUGACUACAUACCUCAAACAGUUUAAUAUGACCUUGAAGCAGAGACUCAGAAUUCGUCUGGAAACAGCUCAGUGCCCACCUGGCUGGAUGGCCAUUGGGGGAAGCUGCUACACUGUGAGAAGAACAGGGUUGACCUGGAGUGAUGCACAGUACAGAUGUUCAGACCUUGCAGCUGGAAGUCAUCUGGCUAACCUGAAGAGCCUGGAAGAUCUGGUUUUUAUAUCUUCUUACCUCCUGUCCCAGAACAACUUGCUGCUGCUAUGGACCGGACUUAAUGACCAGCAGGAAGAGGGCCGACCUCUCUGGUCUGAUGGCUCAUCAUAUAACCGAACAAACACUAUGAAGACUCUGCUACCAGCCAACCAGACGGACUGCUUCGCUUUCCAGAGGAAUGCCACGGGGCCGGGAUUCUUUCUCACUCCAUUCUUCUGUAACAUCCCCUUACCCUUUAUCUGCCAAUAUCAAACGCCUUUAGUUCCUGCCUCAUUCUCAUUUGACCUGGUUCAGGUGACAGAGGACCUGGUAGAGCUUCGUUGGAGUGAUCUCUCACUCUGUAACUCACCUGCUCUUUCAUCAUUUGAGGUAUUCCUGCAGUACCAAGAGGAAGAAUACGGAGAGUGGGAUCCAAGUGAAGAAGAUAGGCAAAGGAAGCAAGAGGACCAAAUGGGCACAAAGAACCAGAGCACCCCUAAAAAAAUUGUAAGGGUCCCCAUUUCGAUCUCUUCUAGAGGCGUAACUUUAGCAGGUUUAUCUCCAGGAAGCAUCUACUCCUUCACCCUUCAAGCGUCUCACCCUCCUGGCUUUGCUUGGAGCUUGGGACAAACACAAAUUGCAUAUACUAGACCUCAUCCUGCUCAAAAUAUCACUGUUGGUCCCAUUACAGCCAGUCACAUUAGCGUUCAUUGGAUGCUGCCAGAUGCGUCAUUUGUGGCUGGCUGGACUUUUGUUGUGCGAUAUGAAGACAUGUCUUCGAAACAGGAUGGUGUAGUUGGCAUGCCAAACAUCUCCAGGUCAUCUGGGUUGAGGUCCUAUACUACAGUAAUUGGAGGGCUGGAAUCUCACAGGAAAUACAGGAUUGAAGUAUACACAGUUACCGAGCAUGGGAUAGGGAGCUGUGGACAGGCAACUCUAACUGUAAAAACUGCGGUGAAGGCUCUCAGUGGUCUGGUAGUGAUAAGCACUAGGAGCAGAAAUCUGACUGUCUGUGGCAUCCAUCCACCCAGCGAUCCUCCAGACGGUUACUUUAUUACAUCCCAACCUCUUGACAAUCCUACUGCUCCUUUGUUGUGGCUAAACCACUCCAGCGCAGGUGGACUCUUGAUAAAUGGAUCCAUGUGCUUUAAUUUGGGCACAUUUACUCCUGGUCAGACGUAUGAAGUUGGAGUUGUUGCUCUGAAGGGAAAUGACAGGAGUGAGAGGUCUAGCGUCAUACACACCACAGCUCCCAUGCCAGUGCAGGUAGCAGUGCCUGUCUCGGUGGGUACAAACUACGCACAACUGUACAUCCAGCAUCCACAGCUGGGUGUGAUGGAUGGCGUAAAAGUGUGUGCGUGUCCUGGAGACUGGGAUACUGUUUGCAAGGGUUUGGGCAACUAUCUGUGUGACUGGUACUCCCUCGCUGCUCACGUUCGUCUCAUAAACCUCAGCAACCUCAGUCCAGGGUCACCGUACCAGCUCAGAGUGUACAGCACGAGCCGAGAGCAGUUGGGACCACCAUACUACAGCCGCCUCUUUAGAACAAGUCUGGCUCCUCCUAGCAGAGUAAGGGAGGGUCAGGUGACAGAUACAUCCAUUGAGCUGCUUUGGGAUCCUGCACCAGGCCAGGAUCACAGCUACGAGGUCAUCUGUCUCAACUGUGAAAGCUCACAGAAGGUGCAGAAGGUGUUGAGCCAGAGUGCAGUAUUUUCAGGUCUUACUCCAGGCUCGCUUCACCGAUUCGAAGUACGGACAGAGAAGCAGUCCUUUACUGACAGUCCACCAGUUAUGAUUAAUAUCACUGCAGCUCCCAGCCCAGUGGAAGUCUCUCUUGUCAAUAAAACCACAUCAUCCAUAUGCAUUAGUUGGAGUAUGUUGAGGGGAUUGGUGACUACACUCAUCCUGUCGAUCAAAAACAGAACAAGCACUCAGGAGCUGAUCACAUCUUAUCAGGAGCCCAGAUUAUUCUGCUUCAAGUGCCUCGCUUCUGGAAGCCAGUACACAGUUGAAGUUAUUACCAUCAGUGGGGACAGAAGAAGUAAACCUGCUACUAUGACUCUCUGUACUAUUCCUGAGGUGCCACAGGAAGUGACUCUUUCAGAAAACGCAGUGACGUCUGUGUCUGUCACCUGGAGACCGCCACCAGGACAGGUGAUGCAGUACAAGCUUCUUUUUGGCCUGCUGUCUGUAGACAGGAAGUCGUGGACCGAGGUGCUUGUCCAAGGCACAAGUUGUGAGGUGAAGGAUCUGAUCCCCGGAUCAGAUUAUGGGGUUAACAUUCAGAGUGUACUGGGCUCAGACUCCAGUCAGGCGGUCCACAAAGGGUUCAGCACAUGCCCAGCAGGAAUACACCAUCUCUAUUUAGAUCACAUGACCUCUUCUUCUGCGUCUGUGAGCUGGGACAGUACACAUGGAGAGUUUGACUUCCACCGAGUGAAUGUGACCAACACUUUAGUCACGUCCACACUCACCGUACCCAAGGAGAAGCAGGUUGCUGUGGUUACAGGGUUGCUGGGUGGCUGCAGCUACAACGUGACCGUUGAAAGAGUGAAAGGAGUGACAGCAGGACGCUCUGCGUUUCUGACUGUAACUACAGUGCCAGCCCCUGUGCAAGGAUUACAUAUCACAAACCUAUCUGCAUGUGCCUUCUCCUUGCGUUGGGAACAGGCAGUAGGGUGUGUGGAUCAUUACCAAGUAAAUCUGCUACCGAACCAAGGAAAUAUCACCAUGCACCCCGCACGUGACGGAUACAUCCAGGCCGAUGUGGUAAAUGUCAGCCCCAAGACACAAUACACUGUAACAGUCACAGCAGCCUCCUCCUCUAACAUCAGCCCUGGAGUCAGCCGCAUGAUCAACAGGAAUGGAAGUGUUCCUGGUCCACCUUUAGGCCUAGAGGGAGAAGCUGUCGGCUCUAAUGGCAUCCUGCUUUCCUGGAAUAUACCGUCUAAUGCCAAAGAUAUAGAUGGAUAUGUCAUAAGGUACAAGGAGGUGUGUCCUUACCCUGAUCCCGCUUUCACACAGGUGACAAAAUACCUGGAUAUACUAGAGACCCUGAUCACUGACUUCACUUCAGGAUCUACCUACCACAUUCAGGUAGCAGCUAAAUCUCCAUUUGGAGUAGGAGCAUUCAGCAAACCUUUAUACAUAAAGACAGCAGAGUCCCCCCCUGGCCUGGUGACCAAUCUCACAGCGUAUGCUCAUAACCACACCUUCGUUGUCCUUACCUGGUUCUUGCCACACCGCAUCAAUGGCCUCAUCACAAAGUUCGCCGUCAAAGCCAGAUUUGCUCGUACUGGGCAGAUUGUCCGUUUGCUGGAGGUCAAUGCAGUGGACAUCAUGACUGUAGCCCUGCCUCACUGCAAUGAUGCAGCUGAUAUCCUGUCCAGUGCAACUCUCAGUCCCUUGGAGAUAACAGCAUCAUCGCCACCCAUCACCCUCUCUGCUGUGCCCCCUGCAGCCUCUUGGAACGUACCCAUAUCAGUAGGAGUUGAUCAACUUCGACCUUACAUUGCCUAUCUAUUUGAGGUGUCCGCCUUCACCUCUGAAGGAGAGGGACAGGUAGCCUCCACUAUGGUUCGCAUGCCAGAAUCAGCUCCAGAAGACCCACCACAAAACUUCUCUGUAUUCAGCAUGACAUCCCGAUCAUUCUCUGUGUCCUGGAGCCCUCCCAGCAUCACGACAGGAAAGUUCUCCUAUGUACUCUACCUGUAUGGACCCACAGGUUUUAUGUAUGAGAACAGCACAGGAGAUAUGCGUUUUGCUUUUACCGGUUUGAAACCCUACAUGAGGUACAUAGUAGCCGUCCGAGCAAAAGCAGCUGGUGAGGUGGGUCCUGCAGCGAAGGGAGACAUCGUUACGCCUGCGGAAGCACCCAGUGCAGUGCAGCACCUGAUGGCAAUUGCUGAGGAUUCAGUUUCAAUUCGUGUAAGUUGGAAAAGCCCUGCCCAGCCCAACGGGCCCAUAAUCCAAUACAGACUCCUGGUGCUGGUUGAGGAAACUCUGCUCCAGGACAUCACGCUGACAGCAAAUACAACUGGUUUUUAUGAAAAUGAAACACGUCCACCUGAUGUCCAUAACAGUUCAAAGAGGCAUAAAAGAACUGCUGAGCUUGGUCUGAUCACAUCUCCACCAACUUUUACAGCCACUAUUUCAGACCGCACGCUGCACACUAGUGCUACUGCUUCCAGUUUCACACACUCUGGACUUAGAAACACUGAUUACAUCACUAACACGAAUGCUCAGCCAACCACUGACCCCAUGGCCACCAACAGGCCCAGCCCUGAUUAUGACACUGCCUCACGCUCUGACAACCCAAAUAUGCAGUCUUCUGACUCUGCAGUCUCUGGAACUUCUGCACUUUCUCUUACCUCUGUGCCAUCUGUUACACUUCCACCCUGGCUUACGAAGCAAUUACAUGCUGGGGAAGUGACCUCAGGCUCUGCCCCCUUGGCCCUCACCCCAGGCCAGCUUCGCUUGUCUACACUUGAUGCUUCAAUUACAGAACACUUUUCAACACGCAGCGGUGCUGUGUCUGGUACCACAGGGGUAACAGUGAGACAGGAGGUAAUGGACGUUCUGUCUGAGGAGUUGUCCUACUUGGUGUCAGAUCUAGUUCCCUUCACUGAGUAUACAUUCAGGGUCACUGCUUCCACCACUGUAGGAGAGGGCCCUGCUGCAGAUAUCACAGAGAAGACCAGGGAGCAGGUCCCUAGCUCCGUGCUUGAGGUAUCCUAUCAGAAUAUCAGCUCUACCUCCAUUCUAGUGAGCUGGACCCCACCCAUCAAUCCCAAUGGGCGGAUCACACAUUACACUGUUUAUGGUCUCAAACUGCCCAGUAAUCAAGGCCUGAAAUGGGUUACUAACACUACCAGCAUAUUGAUAACAGAUCUGGACAAAUACACUCCUUAUAAGCUUCGUGUAGCUGCAUCCACAGUUGUGGGGGAGAGCUCACUUUCUGAGGAAGAUGACAUUUUUGUUUUCACUUUAGAGGAUGAGCCCGACUCCCCUCCUGUAAACCUCACUGUGGUAAACACCACCCCCUCUACUGCCACAAUAGCCUGGUCUGCACCAGAGAAAGCUAAUGGGGCGAUCCAGCAGUAUGAGGUCCUGUAUGAGAAUGAAUCCUACUCUGCGCUGGUGAACACGUCUUCUAACAAAGUCACCCUGUUCAGUCUGAAACCAUUCUCCUUUUACAAUGUGUCUGUGAGAGCGUACACGCGUUACGGAAAUGGCAACCAGACAUCAGACACUUUAUACCUGCUAUCUGGAGAAGAUGUCCCGGGCAGUCCUCCAUAUGGGCUCUCCUAUGAAUCAGUUAGUCCCAGUGAGGUGAAUGUGACGUGGAUGCCUCCUCUGCUGCCUAACGGCGUCAUUAUUCACUACAGCUUAGAGAUUUGGAACUCCAGUCACUACCUGAACCUGACCUCGCGGACCAACUACAUCCACAUCACGCAUCUGAGGAAGUACGCACACUACCGCAUCGUAGUUCAAGCACACACAAGAGUCGGAGCAGGAAACUACAGCAGCGAGCCGCUCAACGUCACAACACUUGAGGAUGCUCCAGGCACACCUCCUCAGUUUCUCCAUGCCAGGAAGUUGUCAGACUAUGAGGUAGAGUUAUCAUGGCAGCCACCACUCGAGGCUAAUUCAGACAUACUCUACUACAUUGUCAGAGUCUGGAAUGAAACGACUGACCUGUGGCAGAAUGUGACAAAGACUUCGGUGGUUAUUAACGUGGACUCAGAGAGUCGCUACAAUGCCUCUGUCUCCAGCUGGACCAGACUGGGAGAUGGAGGAGUGCUGAUCUACAUCAGCUUUACCACAACUGAUGCAGAGCCAUUUGACCCCCCACAGAAUGUGACUGUUGUUAAUGCGAACGCCUCCGCUGUUACCUUGAUGUGGUAUCCACCCACUGAACCCAAUGGGAUCAUUGUACACUACACUAUUUACUACUCAUUUAACAACACUGUGACUGAGAAGACAGUUCCUGUUUCAGACUUAUCUUCCCACACCUCUCCUGACUCACCUCUCUCCUACACUCUGACUCGGCUGAUUGGGGGCAAUAACUACACCUUCUGGAUGGCAUCCAGCACUGUGCAGGGUGAUGGAGGGGUCCAUUCCGAGCCCUUAAUCCUGUUAUUACCAGAGGACGUGCCAAGUGACUCGGUCCAAAACUUGACGGCACAGAUCUUCAGCUCCACGGUAAUCAUAGUGAGCUGGGACCCUCCUCUGGAGCCAAACGGACGCCCCUACUACCUGCUCACCUUACAGGACGCAGGCAUCGUUCCAAACAUCUCCAACCAAGGGACUCCAGCUGUCAACAAGACCAUAAAGCACACCACAACUGACAACAUCUUCCUGUUCACCAAACUCAGGAAAUAUUUCCCUUAUGUGCUGACUGUUACCCCAGCAACUACUGCUGGCCCUGCCUACAACCAUACAAGCAGAAUGUACCUGAGAACGGAUGAUGACAUUCCUAGUUCUGCUCCGUUGUUGGUGUCCACCAGGAACCUGUCUUCGUCUUCCAUCGGUGUGGUCUGGCAACGCCCUCUGGAGGCCAAUGGGGAGAUAACAGAGUAUACCCUGAUUCUUGUUGGCCCGGAGGGCACCAACACGACACAUACCCCCAACACCUCGUUCGUCCUCACUAACCUACUUCCAUACACAGCUUACAAUCUCACGAUUACGGCCGCAACUCGUAAAGGCUCGGGGCCUAGUCUGCUGCUGCAGCUGCACAGCGAUGAAAGCGGUCCCACAUCUCCUCCCCGUAACCUGACUAUAUAUAACCACACGGCAGUCUCUGUGUGGCUGAGCUGGGAGCCUCCUCUAGAGCCCAACGGAGUGGUGAUAAAGUACGGAUUUCGGAUCCAAGACCUCAUCACACAAACCGUCACACAUCGGAAUUCCUCUGGUUCAUCAACCACAAAGUAUCUUUCAGGCUUCAAGCCCCACAGCUCCUAUGAGAUCAGUGUGUACAGUUUCACCAGAGUGGGCCAUGGGAAUCAGUUCAGCAGCCCUGUGUCCUUCACAACCAAUGAGUCAGUGUCUGACGCUGUAGGGAAUCUGUCUUGCUCAGGAGUGAGCUGGGAUUCAAUUCUGUUGUCUUGGGAAAUUCCUGCCAAUCCUAAUGGGCAGAUAAUUUUUUAUGAGAUUCAAGUGGAGGUAGACCAGCAGUCCUAUACACAUGAGGCCCAUACACCAGAGUACACAGUGACUGGGCUGUCGCCAGACCAGGAGUAUGCUCUCUCUGUAGCUGCUGUAAACUCUGCAGGACCAGGAGACAGUUUAAACUGUACAGCUUCCACCCUUUCAGAAUCAGUUCCUGCUGCCCCUCGAUUCCUCACCAUCUCUCAGGUCACACCUAACAAUGUGACACUUCAGUGGGCUCCACCACAUUCUGUUCCAGGCCUGCUUAAAGAGUAUCACAUCAUUGCACAGCUGAUUUCAGCUAACUGUGAACCAAGCAUAUCAGUUAAAGCUCACUCAACCCCGAAGGACGACCUGGCCCCGCAUUGCAUUGAACACAAUGUGACAGUGUCGAUAAAUGCUUCAGAUGCAGAACAGGAACAAAGCUUCACAAUCCAUCCCGUGGCUAAAUACAGAUACUACCGCUUCAAAGUUGCUGCUGUGACCAACGCUGGAGUCGGAGACUAUACACAGUGGAAAUAUGAACGCACCAUGGCAGGAAACCCUGAUGCUCCUCCCCGUGACCUGAAAGUGACUUCCACCUCCACCAGAUUUCACAUUGCGUGGGACGCUCCGGCUGUUCUCUCUGGACCGACUUCUUAUCUUGUGCAGGUGGAUGGUCCUGGGGUGAAUAUCUCAAUAGUCAGGGCUCCAGGGGAGUUGAUGACCGUUGUUGUUACUAACUUGACGGCUUUCAGUCGUUACUCUGUGACUAUCACUGCCUUCACUGGUGACUUGGAGCACGCUAGCAGUGAUGGGAAAGCCAUUGGACCCAUUUACUUUCAAACAAAGGAGGAGGAACCGAAAGACCCUCCAAAGAAUGUGACAGUUUCAGUAAUCCCAGAGGAAGUGCGUACUGUGAGGUUGACCUUUAACCCUCCAGAGGAGCCCAAUGGAAACAUCACAGAAUACAUUGUAUACAUCUAUGAGAAGGACCAGCUGGUCAGAAACAUUAGCCUUAACAUCAUCCAAAAAGAGAAUAACACGAUGGAUGCUGUAAUAGAAGGGCUAAAGGGAGGACGAACCUACAGUUUACAGAUUUCAGCAAAGAACGGGGCUGGCAAGAGCCCACUCAGCUCACGUGUCCUGAUUACUACAGGGAUCAAAGCCCCAUCCAAGCCAACCCAAAAACCCCAGGCAAUGCUGAGCUAUGGAGGGGUUGCCAUGGUUACCCACAGGAGUAUCACCAUCCACAUGCCUGCAUGUUUCUAUAGUGACGACAAUGGACCAAUCACAAAAAUUCAGGUCAUCGUGGCCGAGUCAGGGGUGAAGGACAACAAGAACGUGACCAACUGGAAGAGCGCGUACUAUGAUCAUCCCGCCCCUUACUUUACUGACUCAGGGUUCCCCAACCCCCCGUGCAAUGACUCAAGUAUGAAUGCACAUCUCAGAGGUGUGUUUAGAGAUGGUUGGUCACAGAGGUACAACCAAACUGCUGCAGAUAAAUAUGUGAUCGGCGAGAGCAAUGACUGCACGGGCAACAACACUGAGCAUUUCUGCAAUGGACCUUUGAAGCCUAACUCUGUCUAUGUGUUUAAGUUCAGAGCCACUAACAUCAACGGGGAAUACACAGACUCUGAAUACUCGGAGCAUAUCAAAACAGCUCCAGGCGAUGGGCUGUUGACCAGAGAAGAGCAGAUAAUUCUGGGCGUUCUGCUCUCCUUCUUCUUGGCUGUGUUACUCAUCAUCAUCAUCUGUGGCUCAGUCAAGAUCCACCAGCGUAAAAAGGAAGGUGGGACGUAUUCGCCCAGAGAGGCAGAGAUCAUAGAGACUAAGUGUAAGCUGGAUCAGCUGAUCGCCGUAGCAGAUAUGGAGCUGAAACAAGAAAAACUCAACCAGUAUUCUUCAUUCUUCUUUAGACGGAAAGAGAUUUAUGUGAUCCAGCUGCUCAGCUACAGGAAAUCACUCAAGCCUGUCAACAAGAAGUCUUUUCUGCAGCAUGUAGAGGAUCUGUGUGCCAAUGACAAUUCCAAGUUCCAGGAGGAGUUUUCUGAACUCCCAAAGCUGCUGCAGGACCUGGCCACUACAGACGCUGACCUGCCGUGGAACAAGUCCAAAAAUCGUUUCCCAAACAUCAAACCUUAUAAUAACAACCGAGUGAAACUGCUGUCUGAACCUGGCACCGCAGGCUCAGACUACAUCAAUGCUAGCUUUGUCUCAGGUUAUUUGUGUCCCAAUGAGUUCAUAGCCACCCAGGGCCCUCUGCCGGGCACUGUGGCUGAUUUUUGGAGGAUGAUCUGGGAAACGGGAACCCGCACUAUCGCCAUGCUCACUCAGUGUUAUGAGAAAGGCAGAAUUCGAUGUCACAAGUACUGGCCUGAAGACAACAAGCCAAUGUCAGUGUUUAGUGACAUUCUCAUCUCAAAGGUGUCAGAGGAAGGCUUUCCUGACUGGACUAUCAGAACUCUGAAAGUAGAAAAGCAUGGGCACUACAUUUUGGUCCGCCACUUCAAUUACACAUCGUGGCCUGAGCACGGCGUUCCAGAGUCUUGCAGUACGCUCAUUAAGUUUGUCAAAGCUGUCCGAAUGCACAGGCAGGACAAUAGCACUAUUGUUGUCCACUGCAGCGCUGGCGUAGGAAGAACAGGUGUGUUUAUUGCUUUGGAUCAUCUUAUUCAGCAUGUCAGAGAUCAUGACUUUGUCGAUAUUUAUGGGCUGGUGGCUGAACUGCGCAGCGAGAGGAUGUGUAUGGUACAGAAUCUGGCCCAGUACAUCUUCCUGCACCAAAGUACGCUGGAACUUCUAAACAACAAAGGCAACAGCCAGUCGAUAUGGUUUGUUAGCUACUCUGCUCUGGAGAAGAUGGACUCCCUGGAUGCCAUGGAAGGUGAUGUUGAACUGGAAUGGGAGGAGACCACUAUGUAAAAAACUGACUAAGGAACAUCUGUGAGAUUUCUUUGGGGUUUUUUGUGCGUCACUGUCACAUGACCUGUGGGCAGAUCCUGGAGAUGGAGAGGUCCAUCCCCACCAACCAAAGUAAGAGCAACAGGAGAUGAAUAUCUGCACUCAACGAUCUGUCUGAAGAACUUUGUCAGUCCACUUCAAAAUCUAUUCCCAGCACAGUCCUCUUUAUAUUGAACCAUUUGAACACUUGUUUCCAAAGACACUGCGAGGGAAAAAAGUGAAGAGCAGGGACAAAGAAGUUCAGAAAGGACAGGAAUAAAUGAGAAAUUGUGAGCUGAUCGUGAGAGCUCUAUCACAAGUGUAAGCCUACAGGUAUUUGCACAAAUCGAUUUCACUGUCUUAUUAUUAUUAUUAUGUAUUAUGUUCAUAUCAUCUGUGUUUUUUUUAACGUAAUUUAUUCAG
Pelmatolapia mariae (spotted tilapia) is the source of this 11334-nucleotide messenger RNA. It is a transcript of the gene ptprq, whose product is annotated as protein tyrosine phosphatase receptor type Q. Gene Ontology annotation, biological process: peptidyl-tyrosine dephosphorylation involved in inactivation of protein kinase activity. NCBI's taxonomy places the organism in Eukaryota, Metazoa, Chordata, Actinopteri, Cichliformes, Cichlidae. The record is from RefSeq and is a predicted model, not a curated record. The transcript is spliced from 65 exons. The coding region runs from base 1 to 10893 and encodes 3630 amino acids. Gene Ontology annotation, molecular function: protein binding; protein tyrosine phosphatase activity. Gene Ontology annotation, cellular component: signaling receptor complex.